Molecule: messenger RNA, 1029 nt
Organism: Moesziomyces antarcticus
Lineage: Eukaryota; Fungi; Basidiomycota; Ustilaginomycetes; Ustilaginales; Ustilaginaceae
Product: p-loop containing nucleoside triphosphate hydrolase protein
Exons: 2
Coding region: 1-1029 (342 amino acids)
Biological process (GO): DNA repair; DNA-templated DNA replication
Cellular component (GO): DNA replication factor C complex; Rad17 RFC-like complex; Ctf18 RFC-like complex
Molecular function (GO): DNA binding; DNA clamp loader activity; ATP binding
Source: RefSeq, a predicted model, not a curated record
AUGGAUUCAAAAGGCAAGGGUAAGGCGACCGACGCCACCUCUGCCGCCGCCGCCGACCAGGACCUCCUGCCCUGGGUGGAAAAGUACCGUCCCGUCACGCUCGACGACCUCGUCUCGCACAAGGACAUCACAUCGACCAUCCAGAACUUCAUCGACAAGAAUCGCCUCCCGCACCUGCUCUUCUACGGUCCGCCGGGGACGGGUAAGACGUCGACGAUCCUCGCCAUGGCGCGGAAGAUCUACGGCGCUCAGUUCCGCAAUAGCGUGCUCGAGCUCAACGCCUCGGACGAGAGAGGAAUCGACGUGGUGAGGGAACAGAUCAAGAGCUUUGCCAGCACAAAGAGCGUGUUUGGUGCAAAGGCCGGCUUCAAACUCAUCGUGCUCGAUGAAGCAGAUGCCAUGACGCAGGCUGCCCAAGGCGCCCUGCGAAGAGUCAUCGAGCAGUACACCAAGAACGUGCGCUUCUGCAUCAUCUGCAACUACGUCAACAAGAUCAUCCCCGCCAUCCAGUCUCGCUGCACGCGCUUCCGAUUCAACCCGCUCGAACCAGACCAAGUCGAGUCGCGUCUUCAGCACGUCAUCGAAUCCGAGCACUGCAACAUCACCCCUGGCGGCAAGGAAGCGCUGCUCAAGCUCUCGCGCGGCGACAUGCGUCGGGCACUCAACGUGCUCCAAGCCUGCCACGCCGCAUCCGACCACAUCGACGAAACGGCAGUGUACAACUGCACCGGCAACCCCCACCCCGAGGACAUCGAGGCUGUCCUCAAGUCCAUGAUGCAGGACGAAUUCACCACUGCCUUCAACACCAUUGUCGCACUCAAAACCGCAAAGGGCAUCGCGCUCGCAGACAUGAUCAGCGGCGUCUACGACCUCCUCGCCAGCAUAAAGCUGCCCCCAAAGUCCAGGAUCUACCUCCUAGACCAUCUCGCAGAUACAGAGCACAGACUCAGCACGGGCGGAUCAGAGAAGUUGCAGCUCACAGCGCUGCUCGGAGCAGUCAAGAUCGCAGUCGAACUGUCGCAGGCCUAG